Messenger RNA from Pseudonaja textilis, 2062 nucleotides. Lineage: Eukaryota; Metazoa; Chordata; Lepidosauria; Squamata; Elapidae. The record is from RefSeq and is a predicted model, not a curated record.
GGGCGGCGAGUCCCUGGACUUCGGCCUCACCUGCGCCUUCUUGCCCGGCCCAUCCGUCCGAGGCCGCCGCCCUCACCUGAGCCGCGCGAGAGCCAGCCGCGGUCCGCCCACCUGUCCCUGCCGGCCUCCGCUCUCUCUUGCUGGCGGGCGGACGGGCGGCUUCCGGGCUCGGCCGAUCCGAAGGCACGUCCCGGUCUUCAGGGCCGAAGAGCGGGCGUCGGGGCCAGCGGAGCCGGAUCGGCCGGAGGGGCAGCAUGGCUUCGGGCUCGUACAACGUCAGCCGCGCCUUCCCCGAGGCGGCCCCGCAGCAGAACCGGCCGGACAACACGGCCUUCACCCAGCAGCGCCUUCCGGCCUGGCAGCCGUUGCUGUCGGCUGGCACUGUGCUGCCUCUCUUCUUCGGGCUGGGCCUCGCCUUCUUGGCCAUCGGGCUGGGCCUUUACUUCACCUCGGAGGGCAUCCAGGAGGUGGAGCUGGACUACACCGGCAUGCCGGGCACCAAUUGCUCCAGGUGCGCCAACCUGACCAACAGCCGCAACCCACGCCGGGCACGUUCCUGCCAGUGCUGGCUGCACUUCCGGCUGCCCACCGCCUUCCCGCUGCCUGUCUGCCUCUACUACCAGCUCUCCAACUACUUCCAGAACAACCGGCGUUACAGCAUCUCCCGGGACGACGAGCAGCUCAGCGGUCUGACCUGGGCGCUGCACCACCCUGCCCAAGAGUGCAAGCCUUACCAGUACAACAGACAAGGGGUGCCCAUCGCGCCCUGCGGGUCGGUGGCCAACAGCCUCUUCAACGAUACCUUUGAGCUCUUCUACCAGCAGGCCAACGGCUCUCUGGCCCUCGUGACCUUGGAUAAAGGGGGCAUCUCCUGGUGGACUGACACCAACGUCAAGUUCCACAAUCCAGAGCCGGUCAACAACAGCCUGUGUAAGGCCUUCAGCGGCACGGCCAAGCCUCCCUUCUGGUCCAAGACGGCCUGCGAGCUGGACCCCAACGACAGCAACAACACGGGCUUUGUCAACGAGGCCUUCAUUGUCUGGAUGCGCACGGCCGCCCUUCCCACCUUCCGAAAGCUUUACGCCCGCAUCCGCCAAGACAACUUCUCGGCGGCAUUGCCCCAGGGCACCUACCACCUGAACAUCAACUACAGUUACCCCGUGCUGGGUUUCCACGGGAGCAAGAAGAUCAUUCUGAGCACCCUUUCUUGGAUGGGGGGUAAGAAUCCCUUCCUUGGCAUUGCCUACCUGGUCGUGGGCGCUGCCUGCCUACUGGGCGGCAUCCUCAUGACCGUGGUCCAUUUCAAGUACCGGCACCGGAAUGAAGAUGACGACGAUGAUUAGGAGGCCAAGCCUGACUUCUCCUUCCCCAGGAUCCUUCUGGUCAUCCCUUCAUUCCUUAGGUGGCAUGGACGAAGGGCUGGGAGAUGCUGGCGAAGGUCAUCCAGAGAGCUGAAAGCCAACUUCAGGGAUAGCAUCACGCUGGGUGGGCUUUGGAGAGCAGUGAAUAAUCAGACCUCAGAGGGAAGUGAGAUUGGUGCCUCUCGACGCAUGAAGAAAUGAAUUUAAGUCUAUUCUGUCACUUUUCUUUUCAGCUCCAUAAUUUCUCCAACUGGUGAAGUUGAUUCUUGGGAAACGGCACCGAAGGAAUUGAGUGCCACCAUUUCUAAUCAUUGGAAGCUUGAUAUGAAGGUUAAUACAACAUUGUAUGUUGGGGGAACAUACUGCCUGUUUUCUUUAUGAAGGGACUACUCCCAAACAAAGUGAUUGUUUAAAUGUGAAUGUUGGAAACUAGCAUCUAACUCGGAUCUUAGAUUUGGCCUGUUCUUAAACCCUGGGAAGAUAACCCAGCAUUUGUUGUUCACACAAUGUUUAACUGUACCGUGUGUUGCUGAUUCCCUGAGAUGGAAUUGAAUGUUUGGGAUAAAUUCAGUUGGCUAACUUACAGUUAGUCUACUGCAGGGGUCCCCAAACUUGGCAACUUUAAGACUUGCGGACUUCAACUCCCAGAAUUCCUCAGCCAGCAAAGCUUGUGGACUUCAACUCCCAGAAUUACUGGCUGG